Molecule: messenger RNA, 1536 nt
Organism: Dichomitus squalens LYAD-421 SS1
Lineage: Eukaryota; Fungi; Basidiomycota; Agaricomycetes; Polyporales; Polyporaceae
Product: MFS general substrate transporter
Exons: 16
Coding region: 1-1536 (511 amino acids)
Biological process (GO): transmembrane transport
Cellular component (GO): membrane
Molecular function (GO): transmembrane transporter activity
Source: RefSeq, a predicted model, not a curated record
AUGGACCACGAAGUCAAGGACGAGAAGGCUCUUCAUGCGGUGACCGUAACGGAUGCGGAGUCCGACGUCGACUUAGGGGACAAGGACGAAGCGCUGCGGCUCGUAGGGUUGGAGAGUUCGGCGGUGUUCUCUGAGGAAUACUACUCGAAAUUGCGUAGGAAGCUCGACUUCGUCAUCCCCCCGCUAUGCAUAGCUGUUUACUUCACCCAGUACAUGGACAAGACGGCGUUGAGUUACGCUAGCAUCAUGGGUUUCCCGGUUACUGGACAAGGAUAUAACCUUGUCGCGCUUUCGUUCUAUAUUGGUUUCCUGAUAUGGGUCUUUCCUUCCAUGUACAUCGCACAACGGCUCCGACUGGGGAAGUAUCUCGGAGCUAACAUCGUGGCAUGGGGUGCGAUCAUGAUGCUGCACGUCCUCCCAACCUCAUUCGGGGGGUUCUUUGCGCUGCGGCUCCUCCUGGGAAUGCUGGAGAGCUGCGUGGCCCCCAUCUUGAUCCUCAUCAUCUCCAUGUUCUACAAGAAGAACGAACAGGGAAUCAGGAUUGGAUGGUUCUACAUGGCUAACGGGUGUGCAGGGAUCAUCGGUGGUUUCCUAGCAUACGGUGUCUCCUUCAUCCCAGACCGUGGCUUCGCCCCAUGGAAGAUCAUUUAUCUUCUGCUCGGAGCCUUAGCUAUCUCCGUGGGAAUAGCAGUUCUCCUCUUCAUGCCGGACUCCCCGGCAAACGCUGUCAUGUUGAGCAAGGAGGAGCGGAUCGCAGCUAUCGAGCGGAUCCGUGACCAGCAGGGCGGCACGGAGAACAAGCGCCUCAAGAAAGAGCAGGUCGUCGAGGCAUUGCUUGAUAUCAGGACUUGGCUGAUUGUCCUAGCCACCCUGCUGACGAAUAUCCCUAAUGGAGGCUUGGCAAAUUUCACCAACAUCAUCAUUAAGGGAUUCGGAUAUACGACGAAACAAACGCUGAUCCUCUCAACUCCCGGAGGAGCGAUUGGCAUCGCUAGUGCAAUCAUCUGUGGAUGGUAUUCUGACAGAGCGGGCGAGCGCAUGUUGCCAAUUGUCUGGUCGUUGAUACCGACUCUAGCUGGCGCGGGGAUGCUAGUUGGUUUGGAUAGCUCCGCGCAAAAAGGCGCGAUACUCUUCGCCUCCUGGAUAAUCGGAACAUACGGGUCCUCUCUCGCGAUUAUCUACGCAUACAACGCUUCGAAUACCUCGGGACACACCAAGAAAGUCACGGUGAACGCAAUGACGCUCGCUGCAUUCUGCGUUGCGAACAUCGUCGGCACGGAGACGUUCCUCCCAAAGGAUGCUCCUCGGUACUUGCCCGGGAAGAUAUCGAUACUCGUGCUCCUGACAGCGCAACUGGGACUCUGUUUCGUGAUACGCUGGGUGAACCUGUGGAUGAACAAGAAGAAGAGACGGACGUUGGAGGAGUUGAAGCAGCGCAACGGCUGGACUGACGAGGACAUGAAACGCGAGCGGGAGAGGGCUGCUUUCGUGGACAUGACGGACAAGCAAAACCCGUUCUUCGAGUACACUGCCUGA